AUGGCCGACGACCAGCGUGAGACUUCACCAUCUCCACCUCCAACCACCAAUACUGACAGGAAAGAGCGAGAAUCGUCCAGGGGCGAAGACCGCAGAAGAAGCAGGUCUCCUCGACGGGAUAGAAACAGGCGCGAGGAUCGGCCGCGGCGCAAGGAUGCGGGAUUCAGAUGGAAGGAAAAACGGCGAGAUGAUGACGACUCAAGGCGAGACCGCGACUCGGGACUGCAACGAGGCUACAGAGAUCAUUAUCGACCUCGCUCGAGGUCCAGAACCCCGCCUUCUCGAAGACGCUCCCCUAGGAGAGACGACAAGCGACAAGAUCGGGAAGAACAAGAACCCCGCGAAGAAAAGAGGAAGGACAGACUGGACAAGAAAGAGAAGAAGCCGGCGCCUGCAGUACCAGCGCAGCCAAUGAUCAUUGUCUACGUCAACGACAGACUGGGGACAAAAAAAGCCAUCCCAUGCUAUCCUACAGAUCCCAUAAAGGACUUCAAAGUUAUAGUUGCCUCGAUGAUCGGCAGACAACCUCACGAGAUCCUGCUCAAGCGACAAGGCGAAAGACCAUUCAAAGACCAACUGACUCUCCAAGACUACGGUGUCAGCAAUAAUGUCCAACUGGAUCUUGAGGUUGACACGGGCGAUUGA
This is a messenger RNA of Fonsecaea erecta, 645 nucleotides long. RefSeq lists its product as hypothetical. NCBI's taxonomy places the organism in Eukaryota, Fungi, Ascomycota, Eurotiomycetes, Chaetothyriales, Herpotrichiellaceae. The record is from RefSeq and is a predicted model, not a curated record. Gene Ontology annotation, biological process: mRNA splicing, via spliceosome; protein modification process. Gene Ontology annotation, cellular component: cytoplasm; nucleus. The transcript has 2 exons. Gene Ontology annotation, molecular function: protein tag activity. Bases 1 to 645 code for a protein of 214 amino acids.